AAUGACAGUGAGCGUCAGAGGGCCCGGCCCCGAGGCGUCAGAGCUCUGUGGGGCUGUUAGCUUCUCGCUGCUUCUGCUGCCCCCUUGACCUUCUGCUCCCAGGUCAGGGGAGGCCUUGCCUGCUCCGACACCGCACCCCCGCCACAUGCCAGCGGCCCCCCGUGACCCGGGAGGAACGAGAGUCCCCUGGAGGGCUGGGGGUACCGUUUGCACACAGGGCUCGGCCCUGACUCCAACCACCCCCCUCCUCGGCCCCCCGCUUCUCCCCAGCCAGCUGUGUCCUGGGAUGUGGACAAGCCCUGCCCAGCAGGUCAGCCGGCUCUUGCUUGAGGCGGACCCACCCCUCACCACCCGCCUCUGCUCAAAGUCAUCCAGGGAGGGGACAUGGGGCUACCGUGUGGGAUCCGAGAGGUCCCUGCCCUUGGCUGGAGCUCCCUCUCCCGGUGUUACCUCUGGGUCCCUGCGGGCAACGGCCCAUAGGCGUCCGCCUCGUGUUCUCAUCCAGGUUCUGCAGGCUUGGCAGAGGCCAUCUCUGCCGCGACGACGCCUGCGGCCUCGGCCUCGGCCCCGGGAGAGCGGGAUGCAGCAGAGCCAGUCCAUCCCUCCUCCGUCCUCUCCUGGACUGGACCAGGGCGAGCCACUCUGGGGGCAGAAGCCAGGUCCAGCCUUGGGUUCCCGCUCGGGCCCCGCUCCAGCUCACCGGGUCCUCGGGAUGACGGCAGCCCUCUUCGGGGGCCCAAACCCAGACGUGGGGCAGGCCAGAGGAGCCCAGCCCACCCCCAGCAGCACAUGCCCCCAAAGGUCUCCUCCUGCCCUUCCAGGCCUGCCGGCCCCCUCGCCACCCGCCUCAGCAGGCCUCUUCCAGGGCUGCUCCCCGCGGGCGGCCCUGCCACGUUGCCCCUGCCCCCUCAGCCUCCAUGGGACCCUGGCUCCUGCGGGAUCUCAUCGAGCCCUUCUCCAGGCCUUCCUUGCCCCUGCCUGACCCUCCACACUCGGCUCGUCCGCUGGGGGCCUUGCCUGGCUGUUUGGCCUCCUCCCGGAGCCGUGAGUGUCACAGGCCCGGAAGGGUCCAUCCUGUCAGCCGUGGAUGAGCUGGACUGGCAAGGGGGAGCCCUGGGUCCUGGCUGGAGGACAGAGCCUGUAUCAGGGUCCGGAAAGCCUCGCUGUCCCUCAGCCGUGCCACCAUCCCUCAGCCCCCGCAGGGGAGGAGGCACACAGGACCUGCUAGCGUGGCCCCGCUUUCAGGCCCAGCUUUUGGGGAGGCCGAGAUCUGGGCCAUCUCUCUCCCUCCUCCCAUUUGGUAUUGGCAGUUUC
Messenger RNA from Phacochoerus africanus (Common warthog), 1314 nucleotides. Its product is annotated as acidic proline-rich protein PRP25-like. Bases 146 to 982 code for a protein of 278 amino acids. The transcript is spliced from 2 exons. The record is from RefSeq and is a predicted model, not a curated record. Lineage: Eukaryota; Metazoa; Chordata; Mammalia; Artiodactyla; Suidae.